Salmo salar (Atlantic salmon) is the source of this 1751-nucleotide messenger RNA. RefSeq names its product ataxin-7-like protein 3. Gene Ontology annotation, molecular function: transcription coactivator activity. NCBI's taxonomy places the organism in Eukaryota, Metazoa, Chordata, Actinopteri, Salmoniformes, Salmonidae. Gene Ontology annotation, biological process: positive regulation of DNA-templated transcription; regulation of transcription by RNA polymerase II. Gene Ontology annotation, cellular component: SAGA complex; DUBm complex. The record is from RefSeq and is a predicted model, not a curated record.
CUGACAAUAUCCGGCUGGGUUCACUGAAGACAGCAAUGCUGCUAGUAUGUUGCGUUCUCUUGUGUAGCGAUCGAUUGCUACUGCCUGAGUCGUCUGAUGUAAAGAUGGAUGCCUUCCGAUAUAGCCCCGUCUUGGCCAAUGCUUGCUGCUUUACAGCAUGAACACAGAAGUGUGGGCUCAUCUUCUAAUUCUGGCAAAUGAAAAUGGAUGAGAUUUCGAUGUCCAGCCUGGACAACAGCAAGCUGGAGGGCGUAGCUCAGGACAUCCUUUCUGACCUGGUGGAGGAUGCUUGUCUGGGCCUGUGCUUUGAGGUCCACCGGGCCGUCAAGCAGGGCUACUUUUUCCUGGAAGACACGGACCAAGAAACCAUGAGGGACUUUGAAAUUGUGGACCAGCCAGGAGUGGAUGUGUUCGGGCAGGUGUACAACCAGUGGAAGAACAAGGAGUGUGUCUGUCCCAACUGCAGCCGGAGCAUCGCCGCGUCGCGCUUUGCCCCGCACUUGGAGAAGUGCCUGGGCAUGGGGCGCAACAGCAGCCGCAUAGCCAACCGCAGAAUAGUCACCGGCAACAACACUAACAAUAAAUCAGAGAGCGACCAGGAGGAUAAUGAUGACGUCAAUGAUAACGACUGGUCCUACGGGGCGGAAAAGAAAGCGAAGAAGAGAAAAUCAGAUAAGAAUCCAAACUCACCCAGGAGAUCCAAAUCAUUUAAACACAAGAGUGGUAUGAUGGGCCCCAGACGGCGUAUGGACAACCAGGAGAGCCCACGCAUGCUGAUGAAAGACGAGGCCUUCCCUCAGUGACAGACACACAGGAAGACCAUUGAGUCCACCCUGGCUCCUUUUGUUUUUCAAUGGACCGUGACUAUUGCUAAAUGGGUCGUGUUCAUUAAGCACCACACUGAACAAAACGGACUGAUACAGGGAGGUAGUGACUGAACUUCUCCAAUAAGAAAUGCUUGUUUGUUUUUCCAUUGUGAAACGUUUUAAAAUGUUUUGUUACUGUGUGCCCUAAUGAACACAACACUGCUGAAGCAGUCCAGAGACCCCCCGCACAGUGUCUCUACGUUCCCCCCCCCACCGCCGAAUCGUUGCACCAAUAAUCAUUAUUUUAUAUCAUACAUUAUUUUAUCGAUAGGUAGCUCUUGGCUGGCCUCUCCGAAAAAUUGUGUUAGAAUCUGUCAAUGCACAGACAAGGAGUGAGGUCGUACAGUGGCUAGGCAGAGGCAGUCGAGGUCAGAGCAAUGGAUACUAAGGACCAUUUGAUUAUGCACUGACUGUUUGAUGAUAUUAUCAGUCAAGAAGUCUUUUCAACUAUCAUUUUUUGACAAUAACAUAAUUAUGGAAAAAUGGACAGUUAAAAUCAGAAGUCACACAACUUACAGACAAUAAUAAUGAAUGGUUUGUCAUUUUAUUUUAUUACUCCAUAUUCACAAUAUCAACAUCAUGAUUCUCCUACUGAUGAGUAUGCUGAAAGGACUCCCAUCACUUGUCAUUUACCUGUGGAAAUAGGUUUUGAAAUAGACUGCAAACUCCUUGCAGUAGAACAUGGGUUAAUCUGUUUCAUUGUAGAUUAAUAGUUAGUUAGGCUUGUUUUCUAGCAUUAAAAACAUUCUUUAUUAUUUGUUUACAUUGUAAAGGGUUAUAUGUGUCCUCAGUGUUGUGAUAGUGUAAAUAUUGAAAUAGUUGAAAUGCUGCUAUCAUGGCUUUGUAUUUGUUCAUCUGUCAAGUAAUAAACAAUUGUCAUCUGUC